Aricia agestis (brown argus) is the source of this 6519-nucleotide messenger RNA. It is a transcript of the gene pbl, whose product is annotated as protein ECT2. Gene Ontology annotation, cellular component: nucleus; cell cortex. Gene Ontology annotation, biological process: nervous system development; mitotic cytokinesis; regulation of cytokinesis, actomyosin contractile ring assembly. The coding region runs from base 221 to 4459 and encodes 1412 amino acids. Lineage: Eukaryota; Metazoa; Arthropoda; Insecta; Lepidoptera; Lycaenidae. The record is from RefSeq and is a predicted model, not a curated record. Gene Ontology annotation, molecular function: GTPase activator activity; guanyl-nucleotide exchange factor activity. The transcript is spliced from 20 exons.
CUCAUUUUGUCAAGCUUAAUUUUUUUGGUGGAAAAUGGAAUUUAUGUGCUCACUUCGUAAUCGCUUAGUUUCUGGUUUUCAGAAAUGUGUUGGACUAAUUUAUCAUUUUUAAUAGAAAAGCGAGACGGUAUAUUAGUGCAGUGAUUAAUCGUGAGGUAGUUUUUAAGGGUUGUGUGAUUAAUGUAGUGUGAUUGAUGUGUUGAGUUUUGAGGCACGCAAGAUGGACGGUACAGAAUCGUCUAAGGGCAUGUCACAAACAGGAAGCACUAUAGCAACUGACAAAAAUUCAGAAAUUGAUGGCUCGUCGGCGUGUACGGUGUUCGUGAGCGAGUCGUGCCUGGAGUGCGAGCGCGUGCGAGCUGCCUGCGAGCGCCUCGGGCCAGUCGCCGCAGUCAGGGGGCCGGAGGACCUGCCCCAGACUCAACCCUCGCCGGCCCCGCCCUCCUACUUAGUCACCACACCCUUCGACGGCGAGCUGUUCGAUGCAGCACACAAAGCGAAAUAUAGGGUGCUGGGCCCGACGGCGGUGCUGCAGCUGUCGGCGCGCGAGGAGCCGCCGCCCGCCAACGCGCGCCCGCUGUACUCGCUCGCCAUGCGCGGCGCCGUCAUAUGUUUCUCCGGAUUCCGGAAAAAGGAUGAGCUGACGUACCUGAUAACCCUCAUACACUACAUGGGCGGGUCAAUCCGCAAAGACAUGUCGAGCAAGGUGACGCACCUGAUCGCGGCGGCGGCGACGGGCGACAAGUACCGGUACGCGUCGGGCUUCGGCCUGCCCGUGCUGCAGCGCUCGUGGGUAGACUGCUGUUGGGAGCGCCGCGACGACCCCGCCUGCAUCGCCACAGAUGCCGCCUUCAUUAAAGAGCACAAGCUGAAGGUGUUCGCGGGGGCGCGAGUAUGUUUCGUCGGGUUCGCGGAGGACGAGACGCAGCACAUGGCCGAGGUGCUGAGCGGCAACGGCGGCGCCGCCUGCACGCUCGACGACCCCGACUGCACGCACGUCGUAAUGGCCAAUGGGGAGACUUUCGGUCGUUCGCUUAUCCUAUCGCCCCACCCGAACUCCUCCAACAGCUCGCUAAAGCCCCCCCGAACCUCCCCCAACCGCUCGCAGAGCACCCCCAAAGCGUCCCUGUACCGUCGCCUGUCCGCCCGCCUGUCGGGCCGCCGCGCUAGCCCCGCCGCCGCGCACGCGCCCGACCAACGAGACGAGAGUCUCUUGCGCUCCAGAAACAGUAUUAGAAGUAGCCUAAGCCCAAAAAAACCACCCGCUCAGCCUGAUAUCAGUAUUACUAGUGUAGGAGACCAGUGUUCCGGCGACCGCGGGCGGAGUCAUCCCGAAACGGGAAAGCCCCGGUCGACCGACAAAGAAAACAAAUACGCGUCACAGAUUAUUCACGACACCGGGAGAGUUAAUGCCAAAGAGAAGCGUGAGGUGUUUAGAAAUAAGUCGAUUAACGUUUUUAAUUUAGUCGAUUGCCUGACGGAGUCGGGAUCCCUGCACUCGUCGCUCACCAAAAGCUUAUGCGACUUGGAUACGAAAAAUGAUGCCAGUUUUCUAGCUACUCUGUCAAAGGAAAACAAGGAUUUCCAACAGUCGACUACUACGAUUUCGUCGGGAAAGAAAAGGAGCAGAAAUUCAACCGACUCCAAUUUUCAAGUCGGUCUAGUCGACGGCAACAACGUGUCCCCCGACAAGUCCGAGGACAGCAAUUGGAAAUCUAUAAAGAGAUUAAAAAUUAAGGAUUCGUUUAAGUUCAAAAAUAGGCCGACGAUUUUUAAAAAAACGAAAAAGGAGUCCGUCUCUAAAACGUCGGGAGACAUCUCCGUCGAGCCGGUGAGCCCCGAUGAAGUCAAACCGACCGACCCCGCCGGGGAAUUCGUCGCCUCCACCUCCUCGCCCAUCAGGGAGGACGACAACACCUCAAUUUCCUCCAUGAACAUGAGCAAACAGUCAGGAUUUUUUGAUAUCUCCUUUUCCUCGAUAAGAAGCUCUAAAACGUCAAAAUCCGCAUCCAAGCUCAGGCGGAGCGUAAAAUCGUUUACCGCCUCGUUUAGAAGCGAAAGAAAGAAAAAAUACGAAAAACGGGCCGAACGCAACACGGUAGACGUCGACCCGCGCCAUCUCCCGCCCGACCUCACCAACGUCUCGACGCCGAAGAGGGACGUCGAUGGAAUGAAUCUGGACAUAUCUCCGGUCCAAGUAGACACCGUGGACAGCACGGAAAUGAGAACUCCCAUCAAAAACGACACCGACGUCGACGAGCUGGACGACUCAACCGUGUUUAAAACUCCUCAAUACGUGUGGCUGCGCGCGCACCGCUACUCGAUAAGCGGCAGCGGCGACUUGCGAGCGAGCGCGUUCCCGUGUCUCCCCGCCCCCCGCCCCGUCCCUCUCCCGUCACCCGCGUCGCGCGACGCACCGCCAGCCUUCGUCGCGCCCGCCUCCGUCUCGACGACCCCCACCCGAGACGCUCGCGCCAUUUUGCAAUGCCAUGGACUAUCGCUGCCGGUGGUCGACGAACACAAUACGAUCAUAGCGCCGGACUGUGCGCCCUCCGUUCACGUUGUAAAAGCAGAAUGGUUUUGGGCGUCCAUACAAAAUGAGGAAGCACAAGAUGAAAGGGAAUAUCUUUUUAAAGAUUACCUGGAAGAGAUAUCGCGGCGGUCGUCGGUGGGCGGCGCGGGCGGGGCGGCAACAGCGACGGUACCUGAAGAGAGUGCGUGCACGCCCUCGCAGCUACAGCGACUGCGCAAACGCAAGCUGCGCGGCGGCGACGCGGCGCUGCACAAGCGGCGCUCGUCCGUCGGUGACGCCGUGCUGCUGUCCAUCUCCGGCAACUUGCUCGACUGCACGCCCUCGCCCGAUGGCAAGCAGUUGCUAGAAGAAUCAGAGGUACCUGACAAUGUAGUGAGGAAGUUGAUGUCUCCCCGUCAACAAGUGUUUAUGGAACUGCUUCAAACCGAGUCAAACUAUGUUGGUAUAUUACAAACGAUAGUCAAUAUGUUCAAACAACCGUUAGAGGUAAUGGUGGAAGAAGACAGUACAAAUGGAAAAAAUCAAGCCUUGCUCAACAAUACAGAACUCAAAAUUAUAUUUGGAAAUUUACCGCCUAUAUACGAAUUGCACCAACGUAUGCUGGAGGAGCUGCACUACGCGCAGGCGCACUGGAGCGAGGAGGUGGGGAUCGGGCGGUUGGUGCUCAAGUACACGCCCGACAUGGUCAAGGCCUACCCGCCCUUUGUCAACUUCUUCGAGAACACCAAGGAAAUGCUGCAACAGUGCGACCGUGAGAACCCAAGAUUUCAUGCAUUCCUAAAAGUCUGUCAAACUAGACCAGAAUGUGGAAGACAGAGCUUACAGGAAUUAUUAAUAAGACCAGUGCAGCGACUACCCAGUAUAAGUUUACUAUUGGAAGAUAUUCUAAAGCACACGCACAAGAGCAACCCCGACCAUGCGGCGCUGGUGUCGGCGCUGGCGGGGCUGCGCGAGGUCAUGUCGCACAUCAACGAGGACAAGCGCAAGACCGAGGGCCAGCUGCAGAUGUUCGACAUAUACAACGACAUCGACCAGUGCCCGGCACACCUCGUGUCAUCGCAUCGUUCCUUCGUGUCGAGGUGUGAGGUGGUGGAACUGUCCAAAGAGUUGUCCGGCCGAGGAGAUCAUCUCGUGCUUUUUCUCUUCACCGACACAAUGGAAGUUUGCAAGAAGAGGUCGAAAGCGUUUAACAGUAAGAGUCCAACAAACGGUACGGGCACGAUGCGUAUAGGGUCAAGUAAACCCUACAGACACAUAUCCCUGAUGCCGCUCAGCACAGUCAAGAGAGUAGUCGACAUUAGAGAGGCGGAAGACUGUCACAACGUGUUCGCGCUGAUGUGUCGGAGCAACUCGGAGCUGAAGGAGAAGCUGUAUUCGUUCAUGAUCACGGACGACGCAGUCGACAAACCGCACUUCCUGCGACAGCUAUGUCGACAGAUGGCCAACACUGUUUGCAAAGCAGAUGCGGACAAAUUCUUGGCGUGUCUGGAGUCCCACCAGCUUGACAUCGACACAAGCGACCUGGCGCUCAGUACCCUGUCCAAGGUAUCCAAGUUUGCCGCUCGCACCAGAAUUAAGCUGGAGGCGCUGGCCGGGCUGGGCGGCUGGCUGCGGCCCGAGCCGGGGGCCGGCCUGCUAGACUCAUGGGUAUUGCGCGCUCACUUACUCGCACAGGUGGGACGCGCGCUGUCCUUCAACAAGACGCCGUCGAAGCUGAAGCGCGCGAUGUCCUCGAUGAUAUCGCCGUUCGGGUCGACGUCCAACCUCACGCCCGCCUCGCAGCUCGCGCAGAUGCGCCUCGCCAGCUGUAACAACAUUAACGAGAUGGGCAACAGCGGCACGGGAUCGGGGGAAGGAGGGUCGGUGCUGGUGGCGCCACUGUCGGUGCAGCCCACGCGCAAGGCGCCCUCGCUGCGCCGUUUCUGACCCGCGCCCGCCCGCACGCACGCGCAUACGCACGCACGUACGCCACUACGUAAACUUCUCGCCCUCGUGUUCUCUGUUUAGUGCCGAGUUGUAAGCCGUCAUGUAGGGCAGAUUCGCCUGGUUAUUUAUACCUAUUCCUAAGGGAUAAUCGCUUACUUCAAUAAUCGGGUAAAUUAAACCUACAAAACGAUGCAGUCAUUCUCGAGAAAGUAACGCACAAAUGUUGGCGUUGGAUAUAUUUUUACACUAAAAGACGUCGUUAAGAAUAUGCCAUUUGCAAUGUUAUGCAAUCGUAUAAGCUGUCAUCAUUGACUCUUUUGUAUAAGCCACAUAAUAGAUCAAGUUUUUAAUUUUACACUUUGUUUACCAUCUUUAUUGAUUGUAUAGAACGAAACAUAAUUUAUAAAAUAUUAUCGCAUUCAUGUCAUUAUAUUUAAAUAAAACUUGUCCAGGUUAAGCAUUAUUAUCGAUUCCAAAAUGAGAGAUAUUUGCACAAUUAUUUAAAAUGUGGCUCCACUUUUUGAAACUAUGUAUGUAAAUAAAACAUUUUAACGAGUAGAUAAAACUUAACGCAAUAAAUGUGUAUUUGCAUGUUACAAUCGAUGUUAGAAAAGUAAGAACGUAUUAUGUGAUGUAUUAAUCACUUCGCGAUAUUUUAUAAUAUUGUCUGUUUAGUGGCUUAGUGAAUAGAGUGAAGGAAUUAUUUAAAUUAUUAUAACAAAAUCGACAAUAUCUUAGAUAUGUCUUAUUAUCCGAAUUCGCUGUUAGCGAGAUGGACGCUUGCAAGUUGUGGUAACCGUAGUUUUGGGUUAGUGAACCAGUGCUUUAAGGGCGUUUAAUGUCAAUAAGAAUGAAAUUCAGUUGGCAGAGCUGGGAGUUGAGAAGUGCCUUUGGAUUGGAAUCGAUUUAAAUCGGUUCGGAAUAGUCGUAUAUUAUAGUAUUAUUUUAAAUUGGAAAAUGAAUGAUAUUAAGGUGUUUUCUAAUUUUGCAGCAUUCGCCUGUAAUGUAUAUUUUCAUUUUGUGCAUGACCUUCGUCAAUUACGGUACCGAGAGGUCUACUCUUAAUAUUAUCUGUUACUAAAUUGACUCGGUAAAGCUUCACUCUGUUUUAAAUAAAACUGACUCUGCUAAGUGUCAGUUAUGACGCUUGCAAUCCCCCUAGAUCGCCAUUUCGGCAAUCUAGCCGAGUCAAUUUGCAGUUGAGAUUCACAGUGCGCGUAAGGAUCUAUAUAGAACUGCAAACCAAACAGUUCACACGACUGCACGCUAACUGCAACUGAGCUGCAAUCCGACUGCACGUUUGGUUUGCAGUUCUAUUGCAGUCGUCAACUGCAUUCAAACUGCACUUGAACUGCAAUUUGCGGUUGGAUUGCAGUUGAAAUUUCGGUCCGUCUGUAUAGACCCUAAGUACCACAUAACACAGCGAUUCGCGAAUGCUUGCGAAAUUAGAAGACACCUUUAAGUGAAGGUUGUGUAAGAUUUUAGAAGAGAUUAAAGUGAAAUUGCAUACAUCGAAUAUUAGCGAUACACCAAAUGACAUCUAAUUAACAUAAUUACUACUAUUUUAUCCUCGAACGGUUCAACGAACUAAGUAUUAAGGUAUCUCCACUAAUCGAGCAGCUCGAUGCGGUUCGUUCUGGGAUCUGUGUAAUAUCACGAAUAAAUAUUUAAUGGGUAUUCAAUUACAUAAAUUCUGUCGCUUAGAAAUAUUGAUAUUAUCGAAUAGUUUUCUGAUUAAUAUGUACAUAUUGUGAUAUUUUAAUUUAAUGGUGUAAUAGACAUCGUAGGUUAGAUAAAUGAUGUUAUACCGUGUCUGUCUGCUACCGGGCGUUGCCGGAGCUCGAUGUCGCCGCCGGUCGCUAGUCGUGCGACAGGCUGCGGACAGACUGCUGUACAUAGCGCGUGCGCCGCUCCUGAUGUUGUGAGCGUCAUUUAUGACAUUUUGGAGCUCAAAUCCCGCAAGGUAUCAUAUUAUGUACGCAUCAAUACAUUGUACAAAGGUUAUAUUUAUAAAUAUUUUUAAAUGAUUGAAAGAAUAAAUAAAACAUUUAUUUUCUGUC